This is a messenger RNA of Priapulus caudatus, 4288 nucleotides long. Its product is annotated as golgin subfamily A member 2-like. Lineage: Eukaryota; Metazoa; Priapulida; Priapulimorpha; Priapulimorphida; Priapulidae. The record is from RefSeq and is a predicted model, not a curated record. Gene Ontology annotation, biological process: Golgi organization. The transcript is spliced from 23 exons. Gene Ontology annotation, cellular component: cis-Golgi network; Golgi cis cisterna; Golgi apparatus. Bases 27 to 2768 code for a protein of 913 amino acids.
GUACAUGUCCACGUCCCUAAACAAGUAUGGCGGACGCUAGUAGGGAGAUGAAGCUAGCAGCAGCGAAGAAGAAGUUGAAACAGUUUAAGAAAACCGGAAGAUCAGCUUCCCCAGCUCUUAACAAGAAACCGAAGAUAGCAGAUACGGGACCAAAACCAGAGGAUGUCUCCAGUAACGGGCAAAAUGCCCAGGCACGGGGAGUCUACCAGCCAGCUGACACAUUCAUGACUGAUGGAAGAACGACUGCGUCAACGGAGAGCUUACUGCAGCUGUCCCUGCAGCUGAAUGGUCUCAUGUCUGACACUGAUGUUCAAAAUGGCGACCUGCCAGAUAAUCCUAGUCUUUCUGAACUACAGACGCGCAACAGAGAGCUGGCAGCAUUGCUGGAAAAGCAUAGACAAGCAAAUGAAGAACUACAGCUACAUAUACGAGAACUGAAACACAAGAACGUGGUCAUUCAGGAGGAGAAGGAACAAGGCAGUGAAGAUGCAGAGGUUUCAAAGAGGAAGAGUUUGGCUUCUCUAAGGGAGCAACUACAAGUUCACAUUCAGACGAUAGGGAUAUUAGUGGCAGAGAAAACAGAACUGCAGUCUGCCUUAACACAAUGUCAAACACUGGGCAAGCAAAAAGUGGGUGAGGUGGAUGAGAUCAUGGGCCGGCUAAAGGCCUCACGGCAGCGAGUAGCCGAGUUAGAGCGUCAGCUGAGUAGCUCGAACACAACUGAGAAGCAGUACGAGAAGACCAGCAAAGAAUAUUCGCGGGAGCUGGACAGGUUGAAACAGGAUGCUUCUAGGUUGGGGACGGAGAAGGAGGAGAUUAAGCAGCAGCUCUCGGAGCUGAAGAGUAAGAUGAAGUCAAAGGUUCUCGACUGCCAGAAGUUGGAGUACACGACGCAGGAUCUGCAGAGCAAGCUGGCGAUGGCAGAGCUGUACGCACAGCAGGUGUCCAGCCAGAAUGAACACGAUGCAAGGCAACAACUGGAGGACAUGGAACGAGAAAGACAAGAGUUGGCGAAGAAGGUGAUGCAGGUGCAGGAGUCAUUGCAGCGGGUGACGGACGAGAGAGAGCAGUUGUCGGAUCAGUACCAGAAGUAUACGGAGCAGCUGAAUCGGCAGCUGCACGAGGUGAAGCUGAGGCUGAGCAGUGUCACCGAGGAGCGCGACCAGUUCUGCAGCUGGAAGGAGGACCUCGUUGGACAAGUGGAGGAGCUCAGGACGCAGCUAGCAAAUAAGGAGCAGUAUUCAACAGAGAGUCGGGUGGUGGGGGCAGAGUUCGCAGAGCUUCAAGAUGAGGUGCAACGACUCACGGCAGAACUGGACAGCACCUCUCGUCAAUACCAAUCUCAGGUUCACGACAACGCGCAGCUGAGCCGCAUGCUGGAGCAGCGGCACGAGAAGCUGCAGAGUGCGGAGAUGCAGCUCGAACGCUACGACCAGGACACCGAGACGAAGCGCAAGCUCCUCGAAGCCGUGCAGAGCGACAAGGUCACAAUUAGUCGAGCAUUGGCACAGAAUAAGCAGCUGAAGACACAGCUUCUUGAACUACAGGAACAAUUUGUGAAAAUGAGUAAUGACAACAUGGAGCUCACAACGAAGCUCGACUCUGAAGGUCACAUCUCCAAGGAGCUGGCACAUCGUUUGACCCAGCAGGAAGAGGAACUGGGCGAGGUCAGGCUGCAGCUAACAAAGAGGGAGAGGCAGCUCGAAUCGUUUUACGUCGAGCAAAGCAAGGAUAUGUACACGCAGGAUCAGAUAUCGGACAGACUACGUCACUACGAGGCGCAGAGCCAGCUAGUGGAGACCUUACAGCGUGAGCUGAGCAGUGCACAGGAUACUAUUAAUGCCUUGACCAACCAGAAGAUGGAGCUGCUGCAGCAGUUGGCUUUGCAGGACGAGCGGCUAGUAAUGCCACAGGAAGAAGCCAAGAAAGAUGCAAUGAUGAGCGAUCUGUCAGUGGCGCUGCAGCAGCUGCAGCUGGAGCGAGAUGAGCUGACGCUGAGGCUGCGCGAGCAGGGAGAGGAACACUCGCAGCUGCAGGGAGAGCUGAGCGGCCUGCGACGCGAGAUUCCCGCCGUGUCGCCGCGCGACGGCAACCUCGUCUCGCAGGAGGACUACACGACGCUGCGCACGUCGAUGGAGAAGCUGCAGGAACGAUUCAUCAGGGCUAUGCAGGAGAAUGCUGACAUGCAGGAUCGAAACCAGCAGAUGGAGCAUCUAAUCAUGCAGCUGCAGGGAGAGACUGAUACUAUAGGAGAGUACAUUUCGCUGUAUCACGCCCAACGCGAGAAGAUGAAGGACAGAGCCAGGCGGAAGGACGAGCUGUUAGCUCUGCUGGCCCAGGAGAAAACGUUAACUCAGGAAAAGUUGGGGCAGUUACAGGCGCUCGUCGUGCAACUGCUGGGAGAGAGACGCUUGCUUCCGGGUGCGACCAGCGAGAAAGUGCAGCAGAUACUCAACGAUGCUACGAACCCAACGACCUUCGCGGGAGACCUGGACGAUUCCCAGAUAAACGACUGGCCAGAUAUCGACGUGUCCGAUACGGAGGAAACUGAGUCGCGCGGGGAAUCCGACGUUCCCGACGACCACCAGAAGGAGCAGGAGACGCAGAAACAAGUGAACGUUCACUUGUCGAGAGACGAUCGCACUGCGAUGCAGAUCAUUCAGCUGCUGUCACAGAUGGGCGGACCAAACCUUGCUGCUGAGCUAGAAGUCGGUGAUAUGACACUUGUGCCAUGCAAAUGUUGUAUAGGCCGAUUGCUUGUAGUGUAGCAUAGUAAAUGACAACAUAUAUAUAUAUAUAUGUGUGUGUGUUUGCUGAUUGGUGAUAAUAUAGAUUAAAUGGUGUUCUCAAAGAGCUUCGUAAACUAACACUUUGAAUGUUGUGACAGGUUGGUCGAUAUGAGUAGCGCAUGACACCACCUUGAUUGGCUAGUAAUUAAUAAUGCAUUUGUAGUAACACUAAACCAUUAUUUAAUCAUACUUGUUAUGACUGCUGAUAUCAGACUGUUCAAGAAAGAUUGUCAUUGAAUAAGAGUUGUCACCAUAUUAGCUAGCAGCCAUCGAUUUCAGGAAGAUAGAAAAAAAUGGGAAUAUUCACCGGAGCGUAAACUCACAAUACUUAUCCGCAAUUUACAAGGCAUUCUCGGGGGUUUGAAAUUAAGGUCAGCAAGCAGCAGUUUUGCUGCCUGCUCUCAACGUCGGUAGCAAAUACUUGCUGCCAAGAAAUUCGUAUCGGACCAUAGUAAAAGCACGAAGGAUUCUGCCUGGAUAGUAAAUUUGCUGCCUGCCUUUUUUCUUCUUGCAGCAAGAAGUUGCUGCGUGACAAGAGUUCAUUUUUAACCCUGCGUUUUGACAAAUUAUUUUCCCCCAUCAUAAUAUUUAAUUGGGUUUUUCUAGGUUGCAUAACUUUAAGAACAAUUUUAAGAUGGGUGAUUUAACCUUUCAUCAUCAUCUUGAAAGAAAAAUAUAUUGCUUGUAAUGUAUUUUGGGUCGGUUUGAUUUAGAUGUGGUUUUUAUCAGUUAGUUCAAUAUCAAGUUAAUGUCAGUCGCUCGUCCAAGACUGCAAGAAUUGCAUUUUUUUCUUUUGUCGCGCGUGACUCUUGUUUAUUGUUGUUAUUUUCCCUCCAGCUAGUUGUUAAGUUAUUUAAAAUGAACGAGACCGUAUAAUGUGUAUAUUUUUGGUUCAAGUUGUAGACACGAGUACUUGUUACAUCUCUGCAGUAUAUGCACUAUGCACAAUAGUUAUGACAGAGGUAGGGCACGGUAUAACAGGUGGCUGUUCUCUCGUGGGUAUGUGUAGCAGUCAGCUGUGGUGCAUGCGAUACACAUUUGUUUGUGUGUGUCGCAGCAUUUUGUCACCGGUGUCUUUAUGACCCACUAGACAGCAGCUUGCUUAUAGGUUAGCUAUGGCAAUAUGUGUAUACAAGGGAAGGAGCAAUACAUUACUUGUCCAUAUGAGUCCGUCUGCGUGGGCGCGUGUACGUGCGUGCACGUGCGUGAGUGUACGUGCGUGCGUGCGUGCGUGCGUGCGUGUACAUGCUGCGUGUACGUGCGUGCGUGUGAUAAGGACGCGUAUGUAUAUACGAGGAGUGGUGGUCAGCGUUGGUGAACGUGUACGUGGUGACUAGGUUCGAGCUCAGAACGUGCGUGUACUAUAAAGAUGUUCAGCCCACCGCUGAUGUCAACCGGUUGUCGUGUCGUGCCGAGUACAGGCCACUGAACGGUGAUACUCCAUUAGGAGUGUUCCCAACUUUAAUGUCAUUAAUGGUCAUAAUAACAUAUAUAUAUAU